Messenger RNA from Effrenium voratum, 2204 nucleotides. Lineage: Eukaryota; Dinophyceae; Suessiales; Symbiodiniaceae. The record is from the annotation of a GenBank genome assembly.
GGGUUUCGGCGGUUUUCUCUUUCGCUUGCAGCCCGCCCGAUCCGAGCCAUGGAUCCUGGCAACGUUGAACGGUGAGGCCUAUGCCUCACUUGGGGGAUUCCAGCUAUGGUGACAGGUUUUUGACACUGGCUGAGUAUGAUGCCCGAGUGGGGCCUCGGGUUGCGGCCUUGCUUGGAACUCGCCUGGAAGCUAAGACGCUUCUGCUUGCAGGCCAAGCGCCGGCCUUCCGCCAGCGAGGUCCUCGUUUUGGUGAUGGCCAGCCACUCCUUGCAAGAUAGGGUUGCACUGUUGGAACACACCUGGGCAGACGUGCAGAUGCAGCGAAUUUACUUGGUGGAUGAUUGGCUGAACACAGCUCCACGAGAGAGGCAAUGGCGGCCGGCUGUGGCGUUGCAGUCGCCGGGCAGCUUUGGUGUGGAGAGCAAUUAUUGGGAUGCGCAAAGCCGGCAGCUGGACUUCAUGCGCAGCCACCCAAGCGUGGAAAGCUUGGCCUCCCCUGUCCAGCCCAAUUGGAUCAUGCUGGCAGAUGACGACACCUUUGUCCACGUGGAUGCCCUUUUGGACUUUGUGGGGAACUACGACCCACAUGUCCCUGCACUUUUUGGCUAUGUUCUGAGUGAUGCUCAUGUCCUUGGCUACGAUUACCCUUGUGGUGGUGCAGGCAUGCUAUUGUCCGCAGGAGCGUACGACAUUUUGGCGCCUCGACUUUUGUCGGAGUGCCCGUUGCUCGCUUUCAAUGACUUGACCCUUGGCUUUUGUUCGCAUUCGCAGGGCAUACCGUUGGUCCACCAUCCUGGCAUGCAUUGUGCGCCAGACGUAAAUCGUGCCAUGCGCCCGGGAGAGAAUCUCAUGGACAUUCAAAAGGGCAUUGCAGUUCAUCGUCUCAUUGGCUUUCAGAGCUUCAAGGAGCUCGUCGGAACCCUUGACAUGCUGAAGGGUCAGCUUCGAGCCCUGUUGCAGCACCGGUGCCUGCUGGCCGCGCGCUCAGGGAGUGAUGACGAUCCGCUGGACUCGCGACGCUUCUUUUGGUCUGUGCCAGCCUUCGCGGAUGCCGUGGACGCAUGCCGGCAGCACUCGCCCAGGGCGGCUCAUGCGGUGUCGCUGCAUUUGGAGUUCCUUCUGCUGGGCGGCGUGCCGGUGGCUGGGUACCACCGGGACCGGCACGUGCCCCUGCUCGCAGCUCCCGCGUCGCGGCGGACACGGUGGCCCGAGUGGCUGGAGCAGCUGCGGCACCUGGACUGCAGUGGGAAGCCUCUCGCUUGGCGGGCGACCUGGGGCUCAGCACCACAGCUGUCCCCGCUGCAGGUGGAGGCUUCAGGCCCAUCUUUGGCGGCCAAUGCGCAGGUGGAGGCCAUACCAGUCGCGAAGCGACCCUCAUGGCUCGCCCAAGUGAAAGACGCAGCCAGGGCCUUGCCGAAAUCGGCGCCGGGCCACCAAUGGAUUUUUGUGGACUUCUCGCCUUCUUCCACUUUCCUCAACGUCUUUGAGUCGGUUCGCGUGCUGCGCUCCCUGUCAAGCCUACAUCAUCCAGGUGGCAGUGAUAAAACCAACCCUUAUCUCCAGGACGUGCGAGGGCCCGUGGAUUUGGGCGCUGAGGCUCCACCGCCUCUGGCCGUGGCCUAUGAAUAUUUCGACCUCAACGUGGAGCAAGCGGCGGGGCUGUGGAUCAACGGAGUGGCUGCCCGGAGACUCCUUCGAUGUCAGCCGUUGCGGCACCCCAUCCAUUUGGACCCAGAGGCCCAUGCCAACGACUGGCCUACGGCAGAGGAGCGGAUUGCCUUGAUGUGGCACAACGCCAUUGCAGUGGACGUCUUCCGAACCCUGCGCUUUUGCGGUGUCAUACCUUUGCACUCAGCUUCCAUGGUUCCCCAUGCAUUGUCCUACCUGCCGUAUUCAACAUACCGCAGAUCACAUUCUCCGUCGGUGGCUACAGCAAUGUCCAUUGGCAAUGUGGAAUCCCGUGAGCAGAUGCGGGGCUUGUCGCAGUUGGUGACCCGCCGCGCUUGCGCCAAGCCGCAGCCCUCCAGGUGGAAGUUGCCCGUGCAGAUGCGGAUCCUGGGAGGCGCAAACCUCAGCAGCUGGAGCUUGCCAGGCGGACGCUUUUUGGGCCAGUCCCUUGUUGCCUUUCGCUCGGAGCACUUCUUGCCAGAUGCACAAGCCGCAGGUCUUGCCAAUACGCCCUCAAACGAUCCGCGGGUGAUGUG